CUAACCGGUGAAAUCUUAAGAGAGAAGAUGGGGAAUGUCAUGGAAGGGAAGACAGUGGAGGAGCUGAGCAGCACUGAAUGCCACCAGUGGUACAAGAAGUUCAUGACCGAGUGUCCAUCUGGCCAGCUCACGCUGUAUGAGUUCAGACAAUUCUUUGGCUUGAAAAACCUGAGUCCCUCAGCUAGCGAGUACGUCGAGCAGAUGUUUGAGACAUUUGACUUCAACAAGGAUGGUUACAUUGACUUUAUGGAGUAUGUGGCUGCCCUGAGUCUUGUCUUGAAAGGGAAAGUGGAACAGAAGCUUCGCUGGUACUUUAAACUGUACGAUGUGGAUGGCAAUGGCUGCAUUGACCGAGCGGAGCUGCUCAACAUCAUCCGGGCCAUACGCGCCAUUAACCCUUGCAGCGACACAACCAUGACUGCGGAGGAGUUCACCGAAACAGUGUUUGCCAAGAUCGACGUCAAUGGGGACGGCGAGCUGUCUUUGGAGGAGUUCAUGGAGGGCGUCCAGAAAGACAAGAUGCUGCUGGAUACGUUGACCCGAAGCUUAGACCUGACGCAUAUUGUCCGCAUGAUACAGAGCAACGGACAGAGCGCGGACCCCGCGCAAGGGGAGGAGGGGGCCGCGGGGUGAGCCCGGGGGGUCCGGGCUGCCUCCUCCGAGGGCUCCGUUUGUGUUGCUUUUUUAAAAAAAAUACAGAUUAUGCAGCGCUUACUUACGCGGGUUUCAGUUAACUCAUUUCGGGGUGUUGGUGGGCGGUCGGGCAGCGUGGAACAGUGGAUAGAGCGCUUGAUUUGGAAUUAGGAAGGUCUAGAUUUGAUGCUUGCCUCAGACACUGCUCAUGACACUGGGCAAAAACUUUCUUAAAUGCCCAUUUUCCUCAUUCACAAAAUUAAGGGGUUGGACUCAGUCCCCUUAGUCCCUUUUGGUUCUAAAUCUAGGAUCCUGUGAUUGAUUUCCUGAGGUCUCAUUCACAGGACAUGA
Messenger RNA from Sarcophilus harrisii (Tasmanian devil), 984 nucleotides. It is a transcript of the gene GUCA1A, whose product is annotated as guanylate cyclase activator 1A. Gene Ontology annotation, molecular function: calcium sensitive guanylate cyclase activator activity; calcium ion binding. Lineage: Eukaryota; Metazoa; Chordata; Mammalia; Dasyuromorphia; Dasyuridae. The coding region runs from base 28 to 633 and encodes 201 amino acids. Gene Ontology annotation, cellular component: cone photoreceptor outer segment; photoreceptor inner segment. Gene Ontology annotation, biological process: positive regulation of guanylate cyclase activity; visual perception. The record is from RefSeq and is a predicted model, not a curated record. The transcript is spliced from 4 exons.